Messenger RNA from Zasmidium cellare ATCC 36951, 327 nucleotides. RefSeq lists its product as uncharacterized. Lineage: Eukaryota; Fungi; Ascomycota; Dothideomycetes; Mycosphaerellales; Mycosphaerellaceae. Bases 1 to 327 code for a protein of 108 amino acids. The transcript has a single exon. The record is from RefSeq and is a predicted model, not a curated record.
AUGCAGCUAAGCAUAACGUCGAAGCAAGCCAUCUCCUGCCCGACCGACUUGACCAUGCAGCGAGGCAUCCACAAGACCGGGACCUUCUGCCUGGUCCUCAUGCAGGCGUAUGCCGAGCCUCGAUCGACCUUGAGCUAUACCACGAGGAAACGGCUUGACAGCGCCUUUCACAGCCCUCGGACCAAGGAAGUCGACAAAGACGCCAUUUCGUCUACAGUGCCUGUACCUGCAUUAGCGAUCAAACCCCUCGACGAAUGGGACAUGGAGGGCCGUACGAUCUGGAGUCUGAACGGGCGCGCCCAGAUCAGAGACAAGCAUGUGAAAUAG